Molecule: messenger RNA, 1942 nt
Organism: Cryptomeria japonica (Japanese cedar)
Lineage: Eukaryota; Viridiplantae; Streptophyta; Pinopsida; Cupressales; Cupressaceae
Product: cytokinin hydroxylase
Exons: 5
Coding region: 104-1687 (527 amino acids)
Molecular function (GO): monooxygenase activity; heme binding; oxidoreductase activity, acting on paired donors, with incorporation or reduction of molecular oxygen
Source: RefSeq, a predicted model, not a curated record
GUAUAUCCAACUCGCAACUUCGUUCAUACUUUGUUUUCACAAACUGGAUUCUCUUUUCCCAUUAAGUUCCACUACAUACUCUACUCGCUUAGCUCCAGACUUCAUGGAUUUACUGAAAGCAGCUGUAAAUACUUUCUUAGUCGUAGUUUUGGUUACUAUCUGCCCAUUUUUUGCAGGUUUUGUGUUUCAAUACUUAUGGAGGCCAUGGAUCAUUUACAGAGCUCUGCAAAAGCAGGGCUUCAAAGGUCAUCCUCCCCGAUUCAUGAUUGGCGACUUUGUGGAAAUUGGAAACUUGGUGCAGCAGCAGAUGCUUACUGAUUUGCCUUCCAUAAGCCAUGACAUCAGAAAUAGAAUUUUCCCUUAUAUAGUCAACUGGUCACAGAGAUAUGGAGAGAAAUUCGUUAUAUGGUUUGGUUAUGAGCCCAGAAUUGUUCUAACCGAUGCAGAGCUCAUCAGGGAUCUUCUUUCUUCCAAGUACUCUGCUGACUGCGGAAGGUCUCCAAUGAUUAUAAAGAUGCUUUCUGUGGGCUUGGGCAAUGGACUCUUCACUGUCAAUGGUCAAAGAUGGUCUCACCAGCGCAGAAUUGUGGCCCCUGCUUUUCAUAUGGAAAAGCUUAAAGCCUCUGUUGACAUCAUGUCCAUGUGUACAAAUCAAUUGGUAAAGGAAUGGAAUGAGAUUAUGAAGGAAGCUGCAGAGGGGCCUUGUGAAUUAGAGCUAACUGCUUUCCUGGACAGGCUUACUGCAGACAUUUUCAUGAGGAUCGGAUUUGGAAUGGACUACAGCAAAGGGGGAAAGGAAAUAUACGAGGACAUCAGGGGUUUAGAGGAGAUAAUGAACCACAAUAUUCAAUAUCUCUGGCUCCCAGGUUCCAGUUAUAUCCCCACACCCUCAAAUCUGGAGGCUUGGAAGCGGCGCAGAAGAUUGGAAAAUAGCUUGAAACAGAUUAUAGAGAAAAGAAAAGAGAGUGGGUCAUUUGGGGAUGAUCUUCUUGGCUUGAUACUCUCAGAAGUACAAAAUGUUUCUUCAGAUGAGAAGAAUUCCAGGUAUACAGAACAGCAAGUAAUAGAUGAGUGCAAAACAUUCUUCUUGGGAGGAAGAGAAACCACCAGUGUUCUGAUAACAUGGGCAAUACUCCUGUUGGCACUCAACCAGGAUUGGCAACAAAAAGCUCACGAAGAAGCAACUGCAAUCUGUGGAAACAAAAAUCCCACCAUGGAUUGUUUAGGAAAGCUCAAAAUUAUUGGGAUGAUACUGAACGAGACGCUGAGGUUGUACCCACCUGGAGUAGGUGUCGCCAGGCAGGCAUUCAAAGAAUUAAAAUUAAGAGAUGAUUUUAUAAUUCCCAAAGGUGUGAAUGUGGUGGGAGACAUAUUAGCAGUCAACAGGGACCCCAAAUACUGGGGAAGUGAUGCAAAUGAGUUCAGGCCAGAGCGUUUCAGAGAUGGAAUAAGCAAAGCUACAAACAAUCAUCCCUAUGCCUUCAUUCCAUUUUCUAGUGGGCCAAGAGUGUGCAUAGGCCAGAACUAUGCCUUAUUAGAAGCAAAGGUUUUAAUCACUAUGCUGGUGAAGAAGUUCAGAUUUAGUGUGAGCAGUGGGUACAGGCAUGCACCUGUAGCCUUCAUCACUCUCAAUCCUCAACAUGGGAUGCCGAUAAUGGUGGAAAGAAUUGAAUGCAAUGGGGAUUAGUCAAUAGUUGUUCGUAUGCCAUCGUCACCCAAGGUCCUUGUCCAGACCAGUCAUGUUUGACGAAAAACAUUUCUUUGUGUUUUUUUAACCCUGCUUUUAAAUGUAUCUCCAGUCUUUGAGUCGAGAGUUGAUUUUUCCCGUUAGUUUUACCCUUCUAUGUUAGAAUGGAUCUCGUCGACCCUCUGAGUUUGUUGUAUAUAUACUCUAUAGUUGUAUUUAAAUUUAUAAUGGUAUGUUAUCUUAUUUGUGGGAUGA